UUGUAGGAUGGACAACCGUUUCAAUCCCUAUGUAUGUGAUGGUGAAAACUCUCAGGCCUGUCCUGACACACAGCAGUGGGAGUUCCCAUUGUCGGCAGUGGAUGCGAUUGGCCGAACUACAAAUCCUCAGCACAUGGCACAUUCUGGAUUGAAUUUUGAAAUGCACCAAGGAGAAUUUGAUAUUCAUGAAACUGAUUCAGUGUUGGAGAUGCUUCCUCCCAAACCUAGUAAGUCAAUAAAAAAAGUGACCAAAAGGUUGUCUCAAAGAGGUAAAGCUUUCAGCAAAGAAGAAGAUAGGAUUAUAUGUUCUGCAUUUUUGAAUGUGAGCAAGGACCCUAUCACUGGAACAAACCAAUCUAGUGGAGGAUAUUACCAAAGGAUGCAUGACUACUUCGAUGAGCACCUUGGAGCACCUUCCAGUAGAAGUGUCAAAGCCGUCCAGCAUCGUUGGUUGACUAUACAAAAGGCGGUUAACAAAUUCUGUGGACAUUAUUCAACAGUUGAAAGGUUGAAUGAGAGCGGAAAAAAUGAGCAGAACAUGAUUGAUGAUGCAGCUAAAUUGUAUGAGGACACAGAGUCAUGGUCAUUUGAGCACUGCUGGAACAUACUGCGGCAUGAACCGAAGUGGAAUGAUAAAAUGAUAGAAAUCGAAGCCCUUGGUACUGGUACACGAGUGAAUCAACGUGUGCCUAUUGAUGCCGCUGCUGAACCGAUGCCAGGUGAAAAUGCAGACAAUACGGCACGCCCCGAAGGUAGAGACAAUGCAAAGAAGCGUAAGGCAAGGGCAUGUGCUCAAGACUCCCAGUCCUCGACUGCAAUUGAGGUACUCUCUGCUAUGAAUGCACGAGGGCAAUUGAGGGAUGAUAAAGAAGACACACAAAUGGCUCAAAUUCUUGAGAGGAAGGAUGCUAAGAUUCAGCUGCAGCAAAAUUUGAUUGCAAUGCAGCGAGAGGACAUGGAGAAGAGGUAUGAGAUUGAGAAGGAAAAAUUGGUACUGAAUAGGGAGGACCUUGAGUUGCGUAAAGAGAACACAAAGGUUGAGAUGUUGAAAGUCGAAGCUCAUUUCAUGGGUCAGGACCUUGAUAAGCUAGCACCACACUUGAGGGAAUACUACCUGACCAUCCAGCGUGAGAUUAUGGAGCGUCAUGGCAUUAGGUCUGCUCCUCCUGGUAGCACAUCUCAGUAGUCUUGCAGAGUCUAUUACUGAGAGUUUGUAUCAUGUUGUGUAAUACACCAUUAAGUAUGUUGUGCACUUGUUUUUCAUGAAUGGUCUGAACUUUACUACAUCAUGCUACCUAUUACAAAAGCUGCAUCGGUUUGUGUUGCAACAUUACUACAUCAUGCUACCUAUUAC
Messenger RNA from Panicum virgatum (switchgrass), 1354 nucleotides. RefSeq names its product glutathione S-transferase T3-like. The transcript is spliced from 4 exons. The coding region runs from base 8 to 1186 and encodes 392 amino acids. The record is from RefSeq and is a predicted model, not a curated record. NCBI's taxonomy places the organism in Eukaryota, Viridiplantae, Streptophyta, Magnoliopsida, Poales, Poaceae.